Molecule: messenger RNA, 4983 nt
Organism: Hyalella azteca
Lineage: Eukaryota; Metazoa; Arthropoda; Malacostraca; Amphipoda; Hyalellidae
Source: RefSeq, a predicted model, not a curated record
GGAAGUGCCUAACGCAAAAAGCCACACCGAUGUGCUGAAGCGCGGAUAUUUACAGAAGUUAUCCUCGCGAUCGUUUCCUUACAUUCCACAUCCGUGGAAAAGAAAAUAUUGCGUGCUAGUCAAGGGCCAACUCUUCUAUUACGAACGCGACGACUCUAGAGGUGCUGAUAAAGGCAGUGGAGUGAUCAACCUCGAAUAUUACGACCAGGUGGUCGAGGCUGGGGCCAAAGAGGCCAAAAAGGCCAGCCACGCGUUCGUGAUAACAUCGCAAGAUAAAACCUUUUUUGAUCCUGUAAGUAAUAAAUCAUUUAGAAUAUUUAAGGAACGGGUUGAAAUGCUAAUAUGGAUUAAAAUCCUAAAGAAAUCCAUUGAUCAAAUAAGAAACAAUAACAAAACUACGUCAGUUGUUGUUGCUGAUGCUGCUGCUGCCACACUUAGUCCAUCCAGUGGUGCCGCAAGUAAUCGUCAAUCAGCCAGCGCCAAGCCAUCACCAAAAAUUACUCUGAUAACAAAUGAGAAAACGAAUAAAGAUGACGCGGAAAUUCGAGGGAAAAACGUAAUUUCAAUUGCGGACGAGAAUAAAACAGCCGAAAACAAAGAAAACCUCCAAGACUGGGCAGCUUCCAAUGAAAGGAAGCCUAAAGUCGCCGAUUCUUCUUUAAGGAGACGAAAACCGGCCGCCGGAUCGCGAGCCGCAGAUGCAGAAUCUUUUGAAACAACCGACAGCGCCCGAAAUUUUUACAGCCUCGGCCGCAAGAAACCGGAAGCUGAUCAGACGCCGUCUGGCAGUCUUGGGCGAAAACAAAAUACGAAAUCUGAAAAAUCCGCAUCCGACAAUUCUGAAAAACCCGUGAAUGAUAUGGGAAAAUCGAAGGAAAUCGGGAAGAAGAGGAAAGCCGAUGAUGAAGGCGCUGAAGACGCCGCUGACAUGGAAGUGGUCACCGCAGGGCAACUCGAGAGCGUCACGAAACACCGCGUUAAAGGACCAGCUGGUCGCCGCAUGCCGCAGCACCGUAGAACUCUGCUCAUGAAGCACCGCGCCAGUUCCCUCUCAGCCCUCGCCUUGCCCCCUGACGCGUCAGGGCGCGAUGACCCCUCGAAUAGUUUCGUGCCGUGGUUGAACCGAUCUUUGGACCUGCUUGGUGACGACGACUUAGCGCAUCCAUCACGCAACUCCCAGCCAGCCAUGGGCUACCGCUACUCCGAGCCUGAAGACUACGAUGAAAUGGCCCUCAUGUACGACCCGCAGUCAGUAGCUUUUGGGAAUAACAUUUCUUUCGACGACAACAGCAUGGGAAUUUAUAUUGAUGACGGAUUCUCGAACCAAAACCUAAGCACUGGUGGUAUCCCGCCACCACUUCCACCUAGAAUGGAAUCCCGCAUGGAGUUUGUACCAGGAACUACACAGAAUCCAUUUCAAAUGCAUCAACGAAACCAACUACAGCAGCAUCUCCAGCAGAUGCAUUACCAAACAUCCCUAAUGCAGAAUCAAAACCAGAUAAGCUCACCUUUUGGCACAACACAAGAAGAAAAAACGAUGAAUCGCAAGUCGCAACCGGACAUGGAACUGUUCGUGUCUUCGUACAGCGAGGAUAACAGCUGUGAAGGUCCUCAACCGCAUGCUGAGGCUGGACCAAUGCCCCGCCGUCUCCCACAUCAGCAGGGGACAAAGUCUGGGCCCAACCAACAGCGCCAGAGGAAGGGGUUGUCACAACCUGACAUGGCCAGGUUCACGGAAGCUGUACGUAACCUGCAGAAACAUGUUGUUGAAUUAGAUCAAGCCGUUAAUGAGAUUACAAAGGAAGUUGAAGACUCGAAAUCAGACCUAAGUAUUGUUAAGAUGAGCUUAGUGAGCGUCAAGAAAGACAAGGAAAAACUGCACGACGCUAUUUCCAUCGUAUCCCAAGAAGCUGCAAAAAUGAAGGAGCAAGUUUCUUCCUCGUUGAAGGAGGCGGAAAGGCUGCAAAAAACGGCAACCGCUGCUUUAUUGAUUGCAGAAAAAGCAAAAACCGAUCAGCAAAAUUUGAAAAAAGAAUACGAGAAUUUACUACGUCACAUGAAAAGCACUAUAACAGCCCUCAAAAAAGAGGCAUUAAAAGCUUCUAUUUCGGCGCCAUCAACUCUGAUCUAUCAGAAACUGCAUGGCGACUCCUCGGAUCGAGACGACGAAGAAGAAGGUUGUGAUAACGAUAACGAAUCUGUAGAAGAAGAAAACGACGGAGACGAUGACAAGAAAAGGAAGUCCAAAGAAAACACCGGGAAGAAGCAAGGAUUCUUCAGUCGUCCAUCCAGCAUCAUCUCGGGUUUGACGGGACGAUCUUCCUUGACCAAAUCGACUCCGAGUCUCGAUGCUCCCGAAAAAGAUAAAAAUAAGGAUAGUGCCAACAGUCCUAACAAAAACAGAGAAAAACGCGAUAAAGACAAAUCUCUCAAAGCGGAGACUAGGCUUAUCGAAAAAAAUGCAAAAAAAGACAACUUUAAGACAACGAAAGGGCCACUUGAGAGAGGUCAGAAAUUGGCACGACAUAUGAGCGAUGACUUCCCAAUGAUUGAUGGAACGACCAGUCCUCUGACCAUCUCACCUGCGCCAUCAAAAAAAGAUUUGUCAAGCAUGAUGGGACCUCAGGAUCAUAACUUGGCAGAACCAAUUUCAUCUCCAGCAGGGGCAAGUCGCCCAAGAAAACUCAACCUCAAACCACAGAAAUCUGGAAACUCUGGAGCUUCAUCGCCUGACUCGCCUACUCGGACCACUAGUCCGUUUGACGUCCCGAAAAUGACGUUGAAUGGCCGAGCUGCAUCGCCUACGGGUUUUGCUAUCCACCGUCCUGGAUCAACACCGGGUUCCCUGUCUCGUCAAGGUUCGAUGACAACGGUUCCUGAAGAUCGUGCUAUCGAUACCAGGGCGUACGACAACCGUCCCUCUGAUCCACCUCCACCGCCCCCAACGAACAGAGUUUUCGCCAUUUCAAGGCAAAGCUCAUCGCCCAACAUCGCCACCCAAAAGUCGAAUACCUCGAUUUUAACGAAGCAGCGAUCCCUCGGAGUCCUGCUAGAAGAAGCAAAGAGUCCAAUCUCCCGUCAGUCUUCCACGGUUUCAAUGAUUGAUGAUCGUCCUAUCGUGGACCAAACUUUACCCAUGUCACCAGCUGCUUCGUUGCUGAGUUUCCAAGGAUCUUGGAGUACCACAUCGCUCAACAGACCUGAUUCUGCUAUAGGUUUCAACGAAUCUGAUGAAUUCCCACGAAGCGUCACAUCGCCAAAGCUGAGACCUCGAGGUCCAUUGGAGCAAGUCGCCGGCACGGUGCUUGCAGGGUCGAAUCUACAAGCUUCUGCUGUUCACCCACUGGACGAAAGUGGGAUAGAGCCUCCUUUGGCUACGUCCAGUCUCAAGAAAAGGAAAAAAGUGAAAACGGAUCCCGUUUUGGCGUAAAUCAAGACUCAGAUGGGACGCGUCAAUAUUAAUUAAAAAUACUUUGCAACGUUCGAUCGCGUGUUCUCGAUAAGUGUCUCCGACAAAGCUGGUUAGCCGCGAAGAGUAUCUUCAUUCAACUCCUAGCUUACAGAGGCCUUAUCAGAUAAAUCGAAGUAAACAGCAAUGGAAUGACAUUGCAACAGCAUUUCAUUAUUCUUGUUAAACAGAUUUCAUGAGAGACCUCAACGUAUGUAAAUUUAAGACUAAACUUUGUACUCAAAGAUUGGAGCAAAAAGUGGAGGUUCGAAACAACUAAUGGUUGUGAAAAAUCUGGUGGAAACCGGAUAGGUAGUCGCGCAGUUAAGAAUCAGCGACAGCCAAUAACCAACUCUGACACCCAUUUAUUUCAUUUUUGUUCAUUUAAUCAAAUCAUUGUUACACAUUGAUUUUGCUUCUUAUAAAAUCCAGCAUCGCUAACGACAAUCCUACGCUAAUUUUUGAAACAUUUUCUAUAGAAUUUUCAUUGCUACGACUUUUUGCUUUACUUAGCUGAUAACCGACGAUUUGAUGACCUAGGUUCACCAAUUUUAAUUAUAAACAACAUGUUUCGUACCUCAGGAAACAACCUCUUAAUUUUGUCAACCUCUUCCUUUAUCUUACUAUAAAAAUAUUUUCUUUGAAUCAAAUCAGUAACUAAGAAAUUUACGAAAUUUCUAGAAUUUUGUAAUGUAGGUUGUAAAACUGAGCAACAGGCCGAGCAACUGCAACCAUUGAACCGCCAAGGCUUGUAUUCGAAAAUAUUUCAGUCAGCUUUCAAAUUUAUAAUAUUAAUUUUAGAAUAAUUAUUAAUACAGAACACGUUUAGUAACUAUUCAUUUGGAUGAUGUUCACGACGUGAUAUAGCAUGUUUAUUUAACUUGCAGCUAAAUAAAUACGACUUUAUUCUGGCUAAUAUCAGUCAUUUAAAUUCUCGACGGCUAUUAAACAUCUACAUAAGAAGAUGCUUGCUUAACUCGCAGGUCUCUUAUUUUGUACAAGUUUAUGCUCAUAUCUUUCUCCGAUGUCAUUUUACGAAAUGACAGUAAAGUUUAUCUUGUUUUGGGUCUUCCAGAAUAUUAGGCUACGAUCAAACGGUAAUAAUGUUCAGCUAAGAUGAUAAAACAUAUCUUAAAAGGUUAGAAAGAGCUUCAGUCGAAAUUAUAAACAUAUCAGUAAACGAUUGGAAAGGUUUUCGUGUAAAAGCCACCAAGGCGGAGCAGUUGGUAGGCCUUGUUGUAAGUCUUUUUGAAACUUUAUAAAACAAAAUUCAAUUAGGAUUUAGAAUUCAAAAUGUAUAAUUCUAGAUAGUCUACCUGAAAAAAAUCCCUGAUCAUUCACAAACCCAUUUUUUCUCGAUAUUCAUAAAUUUUUAGUUUACAUCCAGAUAGAAACUUAGAAAGAGUAACAUAUUAACGUUUCGAUUUUUUACUAACCCAAGUUUUGGAUCUUACACAACGAACGAAAGUCUUUAUCGAAGUAGUUCCCUCCUUUUUAGUUUUGUUGCUACACAACGAAUAAAAUUGCAUCGACUA